UGAUUGUGUAAUUUGACUUUUCAAAAAGUUUUUUUACCAAUAACAAGUAACGACAAAAGAGCUGACGAUCUAAACUUAAUGUUUUCCUGGUGUUCAUUUUGAUAUUUGUGAUUUAUUAAUCGAUUUAAUGUUGUACUUGGUUCCAUUAUCAAACAUGCGUGGAUAAACAGCAGCUCCCAUCGCCUAAUUUAGAAGCUCACUCUGUUGGCUAAGUUAUUGCCCAUGUGCUUCGCUUUUUAAUGCAAGGAUGUAGUUACGUCAUGAAAACCUUUGAUUUGUUCUAAUAAUCUGUUAUAUUCAGUUACUUAAAUUCUAUAGGUUUUAUUUGGAACUACAUAUGGCGGGCUCGUGGUGCUAAAUGUUUUCAGAUAAGGCGAUGAAUACUUAAACAUUCCAAUUAAUGCAACCCCACCGAUUUCUAUGUCGGCAUCUAAACCAUCUGACGAGUUGAGCAGUAUCAAGUUUAUUCCUUCGGCUCGCAAAUCGAAAGACACAACUCAGUUAGAUCCGAAUAAUUCUGCUACUAGUAUCGACUCGUCUGUCCUUGAGUCAGACGAGGACCACUAUCUCUACACAGGUAUAUCGGACUUGCAAGUGCGUAAGUUACCAGCAUCUUCUCGCUAUGGGGCUUGUCGUGACGUGAACGAGUUUGAGAAGUUGAAUAGGGUGGGGGAGGGGACCUAUGGGAUAGUGUACAGGGCCAGAGACAGUAGGCGUGGAGAGAUUGUGGCUCUGAAGAAAGUGAGGAUGGAGUUGGAGAAGCAAACAGGAGGAAUGCCAAUAAGUGGACUGAGAGAAAUCUCUCUUCUCAUGGCAAUUGCACACCACCCGAAUAUUGUUAAGCUACACGAGGUGGUUGUGGGGAGGAAGUUGACCAGUCUGUUUCUGGUCAUGGAGUACUGUGCUCAGGAUUUGGCCAGUCUCUUGGACAAUAUGCCUAGUCCAUUCUCAGAACCACACGUCAAGUGUCUGAUGUUACAGGUGUUUAAAGGACUGGCACAUCUUCACACUUCAUUCAUAGUUCAUCGCGACCUGAAAGUGUCCAAUCUCCUAUUGACUGACCGCGGAGUGCUGAAGAUUGCAGACUUCGGUCUGGCUCGCUCAUUUUCAGUCCCACUUCCAAAACUCACCCCGAAAGUGGUGACACUUUGGUACAGAAGUCCAGAGUUGCUUUUUGGAUCUAGCCAGCAUACAACUGCAAUUGACAUGUGGAGUGCUGGGUGUAUUUUGGGGGAGUUGUUGUCGCAUAAACCUCUGCUGCCGGGAAAGACGGAGUUGCAACAGAUUGAUCUUAUUGUUAACUUGUUAGGAACACCAUCUUCUAAGAUCUGGCCAAGUUUCGACGAGUUACCGGUGAUCAAAAAAGUGACGUUGAAAAGACAGCCUUAUAACAACCUGAAACAGAAGUUCUCCUGGGUUUCGGAGAGUGGUCUGUUCCUGAUGAAUUCUUUACUCAUGUACAAUCCAGACAGAAGAUCAAGUGCUGAAGAUGCCCUGAUGAGUUCCUAUUUCAGAGAACACCCUCUUCCCUCGGACCCCUCCAUGAUGUCCACGUUCCCCGAGUAUCGCAACAAACAACGCUCUGCUAAUCAGUCGGAAUCGAAAACAAAUUCAUCCACUAGUUCAGCCUCGAAAAGAAGAGAGAACUGUGGAACAAGUGAACAGAAACCUGAAGAAGCGCCAGAUGCAGUCUCUGGCCAGUCAGAGUGUCCAGAAUACUAUCCAGGUGGCACUUGAACAGGACAGCAGUGUGUUCCAGUACGAUGAAGUGUAUGACAGUAUGAAACAACACCAGCAAAGAAAGAUUGAAGAGAAGAAAGCGGCCAAUCGUACGAGCAAAUACGCGGCCGAUCUCAUCCGGGCGGCGGAGAAGAGGAAGGUGAUGAAUGAGUUGCGAGUGGAGAGGGGGGUGCAGAAG
Molecule: messenger RNA, 1918 nt
Organism: Symsagittifera roscoffensis
Lineage: Eukaryota; Metazoa; Xenacoelomorpha; Acoela; Convolutidae
Product: cyclin-dependent kinase 10-like
Exons: 8
Coding region: 421-1737 (438 amino acids)
Biological process (GO): regulation of alternative mRNA splicing, via spliceosome; regulation of mitotic cell cycle; protein phosphorylation
Cellular component (GO): nucleus
Molecular function (GO): cyclin-dependent protein serine/threonine kinase activity; ATP binding
Source: RefSeq, a predicted model, not a curated record